UGCAACUGCAGUUGUUUAGCAUCAGUCUUCACGGAAUCUGUCGACAACACGGAUCAGACAACUACAGAUGACCCUUAUAACCCUGCUUCAGACGUAUUUUGGGAGUUCGAAAGAGAAACAGUCCCUGGUGACACCUACAAUGGCACAGAAGAAGCAUGGGGAAAGGAAUAUCCAUCAUUUGGACUGCAGCUACAAAAAGGGUUAGCAGCAGAUGGCACAGAGAAGCAUUAUGCAGUGAUGUGGCUACAGUCAGCCAUUUUCGGACAUGAACCUCAACAGGAACUGUUUGAACUGAACUUUGACCCGUCAGAGGCAUUCCACGUGUAUUCCAUGGACUUUCGAGUUGACCGGACUGACCCAAAGAACGAGAUAUGGUCUGUAGACCUCAUCAUUGACGGAACAGGAGCCUUAGCUUUAUCAGGGUUACCUCCACUUCCGACCGACGCGGUUGUUACGUUCAGCGUCUGGAACUUUGAAGACUUUGUUCCAGAUGUGGAGGACCCGUUUUAUCCACCGACGGCAACAGCAAACUUUAAGGAUGUGAACUUUCCAGCGAGCUCGGACCAACUUUGUCGGUACGGCGAGCCUUUCCGCAAUGGAGGCAGCGCCAUUUUGUCAUUCAUGGCAGGAGUGGGGACUGAGGCAUUCCAGGAUGACGUUGUCUCUUUCAGGAGGGUUCCUGACCACUCGUGCAUUCCAUGUUUGAAGGAUUGUGACAACUUCUACUGUUCCAAUGACUGCGAUGGUUCCGAGGCUACAGAAUAUCAUGUAUUGUUGGACAACUUGGCCCUAGAUGUAAACAGUACUGUCGAAGAUGGUGCUGAUAACGUAACGGUCCCAGCGAAAUACUAUAUGACAAUUAAAGCAAGAACAGCAUCGGGAAGACAGGUCGUUACAUCAUCCGAUGGAGUUUACAUAGACGUAACACCACCGAGGUUUGAAUCCCUAUUCCACGUGGACACAUCAUGGUCAACGGACGAACCAUCAGAAUUCCAAGGAUCAAAUUCUUCCAUCGCUGUUCGCUGGAGAGCUAUAGACAUGGGAAGCAAGAUUACUGAAUACCGUUGGGCUAUCGGUACUUCUAAAGGCAGCAGUGAUAUUCGAGAGUUUUACACCAUCAUCCCAACUGACGAGAAAGAUGUCCUUGCUGUAGCGGAAGAUUUAGAGGGUCUUCUUGAAGAUGGCGAGGUCUACUACGUUACUGUAGUGGCUCUCAACUUAGCUGGACUCGAGGAGACUGUAUACACCAAUGGUGUAACUGUUUUGAUGACUGAACCGAACACCACGAGUGCCAACAUCUCCGUCCCAGGCGCCGUGCAGAUAGCUCCUAACGUAGUGUCCACUGAGGAUCAGACAAAUCUCGGUUUCAUUUGGACUGCAGUAGAGGACGCCGGCAUCAAUGCGUACUACUUCAGUGUUGGUAGCGCAAAGAACAUACCGGAUGACAUCGUUCCCCGCACUCAAGUCGGAGUUAAUGGUUCCGGAUACAUUUCCAUUCAUGACGGCAUCGUUGAAUUUGAGGGGUUCAACGGUGACCUCUCCGAGAUGAGAGAGAGGACUAUCGGUGAUGCCAACAAAACGUUUCCAAACAAUUUUCUGAUGGAGCCUGGAAGAAAUCUGUUCGUACAUAUGGAUGCGUGUAAUGCAGGCCAUAGAUGUAGCGGAAUGCAGUCACCCACUGUUGUGAUACACCGUGACAGUGAUACAAUUGGAACAUCAACGAAUGGAGAAGAUCUUACCUUGGAAUGCGUAGACGGGGCCAAUGCUACAGUGGUCGUGAAAACUACUGGAGGUUUGCACGCUGGAGAAAGAAUUGUGUGCAGUCCAUUGUCCAAACAGGACGUUGGGCAGGAGUAUACAUCAGACGCGUCAGCCAGGUUCAAGCCCAUCAUUGUCAACCCCUACCUAACAGCGGAACUUACGGACAGAAACCUGCGACACAGGAUUCGUAAAUUCACCGACCACAGCUUCGUGCUAAGUCCAGUUGCUGAUCAUGAGUUACAAGGCCCCCUCAACAUCACAGUCACCAUAGAGAACCUGACGGCAGCACCUUCUGAGGUUUUUAGACUGCUCUUCUGGCAUGCAGAUUCAGAGACGUGGCAGGAUGCCGGACGUACAUGCCAAUCCUCCGCACAAACAUACACGUCCAAAAACACAUCGGAGUUCAACGUUCAGGUUUGCAACACCAGCAACGUUCUCACAGAUCCUAAUUCCAUACAUCCUGAAAAAAUGUCUCAGCAGGGAGGCACCUUCCUUGGAAAAGAGACAUUCUUUGUCGUUGCGCUCGUCGAUUCAUCUUUCCAAAACAGUGCACCGCGCCUCGCCGUGUCACCCUACCUGUGGACCUAUGAGGAUAUCCCGAUUGUAACAUACUUGGAGGCGGUAGAUGACGACGAUGACGACGUAACGUUCAGUAUAGACAGGUCUACUGAGACUUUGUUCAUCGGAGAAGUUGAAAUUGAGCCGAAUGGGAAACUCCGCUAUACACCAUGCAAAGACUGCGUUGGCAAGGACCUUGUAACUGUUGUUAUGAGUGAGAACAGGAACGAUGGAGAAACGCCACUGGUGACGAGAGAGACAAUCAACAUUGAUGUCGUCGCUCUUGAAGACAACCCCGACGUAUUUGCAGUGAAGAAUGGAGUGAAGGUAAACAGCACAGGUGACUCCAUCACAGUUACACUGGAGGAGAACACAGCGCAAAGAGUAAACCAAUCGAGGUACGAUGUCCUGAUCUUUGGAUCGGACAUAGAUACGCAUGAUGUCUUGUCCCUGGUAUUCCACGACCCAAGCAAUGGCACUUUGGCCUUGUCAAAGAUGGUGCGAAACAUCACCUUCCUCUAUGAUGACACCGGCGACCGUACCACGGUAGUGGAUGGCGAUAAGUUUGCAAAUGAGUUGGCAGAGGAAGUGUCCAUCCCCUACCCACAGAACCUCCUGAUGCCACACCGACCAGAGAAGUACUCCUGGGUAGCGGUUGGCUUCACAUACGUUCCGGACAUGACCUUCUAUGGACAUGAUCAGGUCAGGGUGUAUGCUCAUGACCAGAGUGGCAAACGUUCCGACGUACUUACCUUUAACAUCUUCGUCCUUGAAAACCGCUGUAUGAAUGGCGGCUUGUGCACCGGUCCCGACCACGAUCCAAACUGCACAGACGUUCAGCGGAGCGUCUCCUUCAAUGGGUACGAAUGCGCAUGCCUGGACGGUUACUACGGAAGGUACUGCGAGGGCGACUUUGACGAAUGUUCCUCCAACCCCUGUCCGCAGAACUACACGUGUGUCGACCUUCCUAACGACUUCCUCUGUGAUUGUGGCUCCCCGGCCUGGCCGUGCGCCUCGCAGUCCAUCGCCACCAUGGCAGAUCGCACUCGUCACUCUCCUGUGUCUUGGUGUCACUAUUGCUGUCGUCGUUUGGGCAUUGUGUUACGCAUCGAAGAAGGACAAGAAUAAGAUUGGGCCACUCCGCAUCUCAGAUGAAGACAUCGAGCUCACCAAUAUGCAUACCGAAAGGCCAAGUGACCUCGUACAGCUAAAACAGAACCCGUGGGUUCGUCCUGAGCUGCCAACCGGGGCACCACAAGCACCGCAAGUCCCCCUGAAGGCCCUGAAAGAGACA
Molecule: messenger RNA, 3613 nt
Organism: Branchiostoma belcheri (Belcher's lancelet)
Lineage: Eukaryota; Metazoa; Chordata; Leptocardii; Amphioxiformes; Branchiostomatidae
Exons: 16
Coding region: 238-3447 (1069 amino acids)
Molecular function (GO): calcium ion binding
Source: RefSeq, a predicted model, not a curated record